Echinococcus granulosus is the source of this 570-nucleotide messenger RNA. RefSeq names its product Receptor expression-enhancing protein. Bases 1 to 570 code for a protein of 189 amino acids. The record is from RefSeq and is a predicted model, not a curated record. Lineage: Eukaryota; Metazoa; Platyhelminthes; Cestoda; Cyclophyllidea; Taeniidae. The transcript has 5 exons.
AUGGAGUACAUCAACAAGGCCCGGGAUUCACUGAAUAAAAAGCUGAGGGAGAAAAACGCUUUUACGGACGCUCUUGGCACGAUCCAGGACAAAACUGGGGUUAAAAAGGAAUACAUUGUCUAUGGGCUGAUUGCACUUAUUACACUUUAUUUAAUGGUUGGGUGGGGAGCGACGUUUCUGGCUAAUUUUAUUGGCUUCAUCUAUCCUGCGUAUUGCUCUUCCUUCAGAAUUAAAGCCAUUGAGUCUCCAUGUAAGGAUGACGACACCAAAUGGCUUACUUACUGGGUUGUAUACGCAGCUUUUGCCCUGGUUGAAACCUUCACGGAUCUUUGCCUUUACUGGAUACCGCUUUACGCCCUCCAGAAGUGUAUUUUCCUGAUCUACCUGAUGAUUCCUGGAAAUUUCAAUGGAUCGGUUUUGUUGUACAACAAGUUUAUCCGUCCCUAUAUCCUGAAGUACGAGAACGACAUUGACCGCGCGGCCGAUGAGGUCGGCAAAUUUGUCGACAAAGCGAAAUCCGAUGCUGCUGCGGCGGUGGCUCGAAACCUUGUUUCUGAGACCCAUGAAUAG